AUGCGGUCGGAAAGGCUAUUUCCCAGCACGGCAUUUUCUGAGCAUGCCACACCACUUUCACUAUUGGAUGCGACUACAGCCGAUUUUGCCGCCACCUCGGUUGUCUGGCUCUUUGAGCGACCGACAGAGCUUGAACUCCCAUUUUAUCUAUUUGAGCACUUUCGGCAAUCCGUUCGAAUAGCUCUUGACGCAUAUCCCCAAUUCUCCGGUCAAUUGAAGAGCAUUGAAACAUUGGACCCGACCAAACUACGAAAAGAAGAACAAGAAUUUCCACCACAUGCCCGGCGCUUUGGUCGAGUUUAUUCGCAUUGCGGCACCUCUGAGGAUCCGGGGGUCGAGUUUAUCACUGCGACCAUCGAUGCCACUUUGGAGAGCCUCAGUCCGGCUUCGCGAACUAUUAAUCAACCGCUCUUUGAUCGCAAGAGGGUCUCCCUCAAUGCCCUUGUUCCCUCCACUCGCCUAGCUAAUUGUCUCCAGUUAAGCACUUCAUAUGAGGCAGGUAGACUUCUGCCUGUGAUGGCUAUCCAAGUAACAGUGUUGGGUUGUGGAGGCUUUGCGCUAGCCGUCAAGGUUUCACAUCCUCUGGCAGAUAUUCAUGCACUCAUAGCUUUUGUGAAAGAUUGGGCACGGAUUAGCCGAUGGAUGCUGUCUGGGCAAGAUGGACCCCGACCACUUCUCGAUCCCAUUUUUGAUCCGUCGCAAUUAGAUGGCAUGGCAAUAGGAGAUAUCAAUGCGAGCAGGCCGGACCCUCAGGUCCUCACACAAUCCGCAACAUUCCCUCUCCAUCGCUAUGACUGGUGGGCUGCACCAGCGCAAUGUCCCUGGGUACAUGAGAUUCCCGAGCCCUUUCGAGAUCAAAACCUGGCUCCGGUCGGCAAGGAAAUGCCCUGGUCUGACUGGGACUUCGAUGCUCCCAUGUCACAUUAUCUCGUGCAUUUGAAUCGUCAGCAAGUGGAUUGGAUCUGGAAUAAUACAAUCAAGGGACUCGAUCAGAGUCAAACGGACAAUCGAAUCAGCCGGCACGAUGCGGUUCUGGCCCAUCUGUGGUCUUGCAUCACUCGUGCCCGUAAUCAACAAGACGAUGCCGGUCUGGUGCAUUGCAAUCUAGCCUUUGGGACACGAUCUGCUCUCGGACUCCAAGACUCCUUUAUCGGAUCACCGGUCAUGAUGCUGAAUAUCGAGAUGACUGGGACGGAAUUAGCUUCGUCCCGGAUUCCCCGGCAGGUGCAACAGCUUUCGAUCGCGCAACGCAUUCGCCAGACCAUCAGCCAGAUGAACAACUCCACGGCAUUGGGCUCACACAUCCACAGUCAGCGCCAUCUGAUUGUGACUAGCUGGGCUCGCGCGGGGCUCUACGAGAUCGAUUUUGGGUCGAGCGUGUCGCCAUGCAUACGCUAUGCGGAGGGUGUGAUUCCCAACUUAGAUGGCGAUGUGGUGAUCAAGGAUGCACCCCCUUCCCAGGGUUGUGAAGGAUCAGGGGACAACAAGGGUAAUAUUGGCACGGCUUGGACAGACCAUGGCGUGGAUAUCACGCUACAUCUUCGGAGUGAGGAUAUGGAACGCUUGAUUCGAGAUCCGCGGCUACUCCCACAAGCCAUUUGA
This is a messenger RNA of Penicillium macrosclerotiorum, 1602 nucleotides long. RefSeq names its product transferase family protein. The record is from RefSeq and is a predicted model, not a curated record. NCBI's taxonomy places the organism in Eukaryota, Fungi, Ascomycota, Eurotiomycetes, Eurotiales, Aspergillaceae. Gene Ontology annotation, molecular function: acyltransferase activity, transferring groups other than amino-acyl groups. Gene Ontology annotation, biological process: secondary metabolite biosynthetic process. Bases 1 to 1602 code for a protein of 533 amino acids. The transcript has 2 exons.